UACUACGACUACUACUACUACUAGUACUACUACUAGUACUGCUUGUACUACAGGGUCAGUAACAACCGCACAGUCCUGCAAACUUCAUCCUUUCUUUGGGAAGUCCAUUGGGAAAGAAAAUGCUGAGUGGACUUUUCUUCCUGGUCCUGCUGGCGUCGCCUGCCAUGGCCGGUGAGCAAGAUGGGACGCUGCCCCGGCUGAAUGACGGCAAAGCUGCACAAGGCUUCAUCGACUCCGCCGAGGUGGUGGUCAUCGGGUUCUUGCAGGGAGAGGAGAGUCUUGGUUACAAAGAGCUGGUGGCCGCCGCCAAGCGAGUGGACACCGUCCCUAUGGCCAUCAGUGACGUGAAAGAAGUGUGGGCCGACUAUGGCAUCAAAUCAGACACCAUCACCCUUUUCAGAAAGGCAGAUAACCACCAAGAGAACCUGGUUGUUGCCGAGGCCAAGAAGCUGGAAACGGACGGUCUUGUCAACUUUGUGGUGGUGAACGAGGUUCGAUACCUGACGGAGUACAGUCAAGUGACCGCUGUGGGCAUCUUCAACUCCGAGGUGAAGGCGCACCUCCUGCUCUUCGCCAACAGGGGCAGCAAAGAGCACCAGGAGCUGAAGGAGCGGCUGGCGGCUUUGGCUCCAGAGUUCACGGGCAAGUUCUUGUUUGUGCUCAUCAACGGAGAAGUCACGUCCAACUCCAGGUCCCUGCAGUACUUUGGACUGAGGCCCAAGGACCUGCCCCGUGUGGGCAUCUACGACGGGGACUCCGACAUGAAGUGGCUCCUGCCCCAGGGGCCCAUCUCUACUGAGCGUGUGCGAGAGUUCUGCACCUCCUUCUUGCGAGGGGAGCUGAAGGACGUGCAACAAUCUGCAGCAGAGGGGAAAACGGAGCUGUGAAGCUAAUAGAAGAUGUGUGAAUGAGUUUGAACUGUUGUUCAAAAUGGAAUUAAAAAAACAAAAACAAAAAAAAGUUCUGGCGUAUUCUCUACCGGGGGAAAACCUUGGCACAGCUGCACGUCUGGCCACGGCCUGUCCUGCCUGCUUUUGUCCC
This is a messenger RNA of Nerophis lumbriciformis (worm pipefish), 1041 nucleotides long. RefSeq names its product endoplasmic reticulum resident protein 27. The record is from RefSeq and is a predicted model, not a curated record. NCBI's taxonomy places the organism in Eukaryota, Metazoa, Chordata, Actinopteri, Syngnathiformes, Syngnathidae. Gene Ontology annotation, cellular component: endoplasmic reticulum. Gene Ontology annotation, biological process: response to endoplasmic reticulum stress; protein folding. Gene Ontology annotation, molecular function: protein disulfide isomerase activity.